AUGCACUCGAUACGCCUAGGCGACAAGUCCGUGCAGCACGCGUUCACGGGCAGCCCAAACAUAGAACAGACAGAUUCCGUGAUUGACCUAAAGCUGGUGACAAGAGACGAUGAUGAUGAUAAUAAUAAUAAUAAUAAUAAUAAUAAUGAUAAUGAUGAUGAUGAUGGUGAUGAUAAUGUUGAUGAUGAUGGUGAUGUUGAUAAUGAUGAUGAGGAUUAUGAUGAUGAUGAUGUUGAUGAUAACGAUAAUGUUGAUGAUGAUGCCAAUGCGUUCCACAACUGUGAGGACCCUCGUGAUGCUGUGCCGAAUUUGCAAGAUCUAGGCACGAAAAAUCCAGCAACGUCACUAGGAGAGGUAUGGCCAAGCAGUCUCAUAUGCUCAGCUAAGGGUGAACAAAGUCGUAACGUGCGCGGGGACGAAUUGAUGGAUGCUCUAAAAUUCAGUGCCGUACGAAGUCUCAUCGUAUAG
Opisthorchis viverrini is the source of this 468-nucleotide messenger RNA. RefSeq lists its product as hypothetical. The coding region runs from base 1 to 468 and encodes 155 amino acids. The record is from RefSeq and is a predicted model, not a curated record. NCBI's taxonomy places the organism in Eukaryota, Metazoa, Platyhelminthes, Trematoda, Opisthorchiida, Opisthorchiidae. The transcript is spliced from 3 exons.